UAGUUAGUGGUUUAGUCGAUGCGCGCAGUUUGUACGUGUAACCGGUAUUGUACGUUAGUAGUUGGUACGCGGGUAGUCGGGGUACAUCAGGGUAUACCUGCCUUCGUUCGCUUCUCUCCGCGUAGAAAAGAAUCAAGAGCAGAGGAGAAAAGAUUGCAAACGCUAAGCUAAGUGGCUCGUGCAUCAAAAGAGAAUCAAAGAGUGAAUAUCUAUCUUGAGAGUACCGUGGAAGGUGAGCCCGCGAGAGAUGAGUACUCCGGUAAAGAAGGUACCCAUUCAUCUGCAGAGCGCGCAGAACAGAUUGUUAAUUAAAAAUGGCAAGGUUGUUAACGACGAUGGGAUAAUCGACAGCGAUGUCUACAUCGAGGAUGGCAUCAUCAGACAAAUGGGACGUAAUCUCAUUAUUCCGGGUGGCACGAGAACCAUCGAUGCUCGUGGAAGAUAUGUAAUGCCCGGUGGCAUAGAUCCACAUACACAUUUCGAGUUCGAGUUUAUGGGUACCACGUCGGUAGAUGACUUUUAUCAGGGCACAAAAGCCGCAGUCGCUGGCGGCACUACGAUGAUCAUUGAUUUUGUGGUGCCGCGAAAAGACGAGAGCCUCGUGGAAGCUUACGAGAGAUACAGACAAUCAGCAGACCAAAAAGUAUGCUGCGAUUAUGCGUUGCAUGUCGCCGUUACAUCUUGGAGCCCGAAGGUCAAAGAGGACAUGGCGACUCUGGUGAAAGACCACGGCGUCGGUAGCUUCAAAAUGUUUAUGGCGUAUCAAGAUAUGUUUAUGCUCAGAGAUCCAGAGCUGAUCGAGUCUUUCAAGGCAUGCAAGGAGAUCGGCGCCAUUGCUAUGGUGCAUGCGGAGAAUGGCGACCUUAUCGCGGAGAAUGCGAAGAAAUUACUAGCCGCAGGAGUAACUGGCCCAGAAGGCCACGAGAUGUCACGCCCCGAAGAGGUCGAAGCGGAAGCUGUGAAUAGAGCAUGUGUUAUCGCGAAUCAGGUGAAUAGUCCGUUGUACAUAACGGCGAUUUCAAGCAAAUCGGCUGCCGACGUUGUGUCGGCAAAGCGAUCGGACGGUAUCAUCGUUUUCGGGGAAACCUUGGCAAGCACCAUCGGUAUCGAUGGUAGCGAGCAAUAUGGCAAAGACGUGGAGAAAGCAAGGCGUUUUAUUACUAAUCCACCGUUGCGGCCUGACCCAACGACACCUGCCUAUCUAACUGAACACCUGGCCCAAGAUAAUCUUCAAGUUACCGGCAGCGACAAUUGCACAUUCAAUGCCGAGCAAAAGGCUCUGGGCAAAGACGAUUUUACAAAGAUUCCCAAUGGCGUGAAUGGUGUAGAGGACAGGAUGUCAGUGCUCUGGGAGAAGGGUGUGCACGCUGGUAUAAUGGAUCCUAUGCGGUUCGUUGCAGUUACCAGCACAAAUGCUGCCAAAAUUUUCAAUUUAUAUCCUCGAAAGGGUGUUAUAGCUGUCGGCUCAGACGCCGACAUUGUCGUCUGGGAUCCCAACAGGAAACGUACCAUUUCCGCCCAGACCCACGUCCAGGCUGUUGACUUCAACAUCUUCGAAGGUAUGGAAGUAACUGGAGUACCUGAAUACGUGAUUGUCAACGGACGCGUAUGUGUGGACGAGUGUGAACUCAAAGCUGUUCAUGGCUUCGGAAAGUACAUAAAUGCGGAUCCAUUCGGGACCUAUGUAUACGACAUGAUAAAUGACAAAGAAAAGAAACCACGUGGAGUCGCACGAACUGAAGCAGAGGCAAAGAGACAUGCCGAAGAAGACGCCGCGAUUGCAAAGGCUAAGGAACAAGCGGCAGCUGCGGCAGCGGCACGAGUCAAUCAGAACGGUUCAAUUCACGACAGUCCAAAGAUAAAAUUGCAAGCAGCCAUUUGUGUACCUACUUUACCGGAAUCCGCCGUGGUGACACCAUCCACGAAGGGUCCAAGACUCGAAGGGCAAAGAAACCUACAAGAUUCUACUUUCUCUAUCAGCGAGGAUGUCGAAGAAGCACGAAGGGCAUGCAUUCGCGUAAAUAAUCCACCGGGCGGGCGCAGUGCGGGAGGUUUUUGGUCUGUUCCAUCGAAGGAGGAUACGGAAACCACUGGCCAAUAGGUUGUACGUUCAUAUAUUCAUAUUAAUCGUUCUACUUUCGCUUCAUUAUCGCUUCAUCGCUGCAUUAAUUAUUGGCUUGCUUGAAUCAUUGUUCAUAGUCCAUUUUCCGAUUUCUACAUUAAUAAUUAAAAAUUUUUUUUAUUUUUGACAACGUUAUGUUAAUAGAUU
Molecule: messenger RNA, 2269 nt
Organism: Acromyrmex echinatior (Panamanian leafcutter ant)
Lineage: Eukaryota; Metazoa; Arthropoda; Insecta; Hymenoptera; Formicidae
Gene: CRMP
Product: Collapsin Response Mediator Protein
Biological process (GO): pyrimidine nucleobase catabolic process
Cellular component (GO): cytoplasm; cytosol
Molecular function (GO): dihydropyrimidinase activity
Source: RefSeq, a predicted model, not a curated record